CAUUUUGGCCCCGUUACAACAGGAGGGGGCAUCAUCAUCAUUCAGGGGUACCUCAUGUGACUGAGUGUCGGCGCUGGUAAACUGUGUCUGCAGACCCAGAACAGAAGCAGCCGCUGCAUCUGCUGCUGAUGUUGAUAAUGUUGAUGGAGGGGGUGCUUUUCUCUCAUUGUGUAAGUCUGGACGUAAAGCUACCGAGACACUAAAAGGGAAACACGCAGUCAUAGUGGUCGCAGGGUACGUUCGCGGAUUUAUCAUCGAGAUGGCUUGGAGAGGGGGGGGAACACGGUCGUUUUAUCGACAUUUAAACUGAAACUGGUGUUCCUUGAAGCCCGUGGACUCGGAGGGGGGAAAAAGGUGAUGAUGUGGAUGGUGCCAUGUGAAUGACUGAAGACCAUGAAGCCCACACACAAGCUGCUGUUCAUUCUGUGCCCCAUGCUGGUCCUGGGCUUUAUUUACUACUCCUCUGGGAAGCUCCAUCUACCUGUGUGGGGCCAGAAGUCUCAGAGAGAUGCAGAUGUGACAGCUGUAGUCCCGACUAAAGGGGCUGAAGUGAAAAGAAUUCCAGAGUUGGAAACGGACAUCCCCGUGGGACGAAUAGUAGGCUCAGUGUAUGAUAAGCAGGGCUUUCUGCUGCAGCUGGACGCGAAACUGCCACCGGAGUUGGCAUACAAGUAUGGCAACCUCAGCGAAGGAGUGUGCAAGCCAGGAUACGCAGCAGCCAAGAUGACCGCCAUCUAUCCCAAGUUCAUGAAACCAGCCCCCUUGUUUCUUGAUCGGAACUUCAAACGUUUAGCAAAAGUCAGCAAUUACUUACCUCCAUUUGGAUUCAAAACUCAAGAGAGAAUCAUAGACAGCAUUUUAACUGCCACGAAAAAUUUCGGAUUGGGAGAAGCACUGGACGGUGUCACCUGUAAAAAAUGCGUUAUUGUGGGGAACGGGGGCAUCCUGUUCAACAAGUCUCUGGGCUCCAGGAUAGAUGAAUACGAUGUUGUUGUCAGGUUAAACGAAGCACCAGUAAGCAGUUACAGAAAAGACGUAGGGACCAAAACCACCCUAAGGAUUACAUAUCCAGAGGGAGCCAUCCAGAAACCUGACAACUAUGAAACAGACUCCCUUUUUGUUUUUUCUGCUUUCAAACCACUGGACUUCAAGUGGCUCAAACACAUGGUCUUCAAGGAGAAACUGAGGGGCGUAGAGGGUUUCUGGAAGUCGGUGGCUAAUGCUGUGCCUCGGGAGUCAACAGAUUUCCGAAUCCUCAACCCUUACUUCAUCCAGGAGGCAGCCUUCCAGUUUAUAGGCCUGCCCUUCAACAACGGCCUGAUGGGCAAAGGGAACAUUCCAACUUUGGGAACAGUUGCCAUCACAAUGGCACUGCACAACUGUGACGAGGUGGCGGUGGCCGGUUUCGGCUACGACAUGAACACGCCCCACGCACCUCUGCACUACUACGAGACUGUAAAGAUGUCCGCCAUUAAAGAGUCGUGGACACACAACAUAUCCAAGGAGAAGGAGUUCCUCCGCAAGCUGGUGAAGGCCAACGUCAUUACAGACCUGACACACGGUAUCUGAGUGUAAACCCACACCACGGUCUCCUUCAGCCUUCCCUAAAGGACUACUGAACAAGCAUGGGAAACAUAUCGACUCUGUGAGAAAGGACCCUCAGAAUCUGUGUGGCCUGCACACUGUCGGGUUUUUUCAUAUCAAAGGAGAUUAUUCAUAAAUAAGAAAGAGGGACACACAGAAGGGUUUCUCUGGAAACAUGCACACAUGUGCCUUUUGAACCAAAGACUCCUGCUGGCUGAAGCAGGUGAGGGGGUGGAGGGGUACUGAAUCUGCCUGGUUCCUGUCUUCAUCAAGAGACAGUCACAGGAGAGCUCUGCCGGCCCCACACUUCAAUGUUUACCACUUCCACUCCCUCGACUAUCACGUGAAUGAGAAGUAAAAGCAGAGAUGACAUGCUGAGAAUGCAGACGUCAGGAUUUCGCUCCACUCAGUGGCUAAAUUUGAUGAAGGGACAAAAGCAAGGAAUGAAAAAGCGGAGCGUGACAGAGAGCGUGUGGGGAUGGGUGGAGUAUCAGCAGUGCCAAAUGUACCUCGUUCAGAGGGGAGGUGGUCGUCCUCUCCUUUCGUUGCCUGAAUGUAUUCACUUUCCUCAGUGUAAAUAUCAAAGAUUUUUACUGUGCUUCGAAACAAGCUGCAGCAGCCCACCAUCCCCCACCUGCCAUUUGUCCAUUCAUUCAGUCAUCUAUCUGUUUGUAUGUCCAGGGUCCAAAUUAACUCUUGCCAAGCCAGAUUACAGUCGAUUCAGCAGAGGGGAGACUUUUACAUCUAAGUGUUUCUUGGUCUGUGAGAAGACUAUCAUAUUGACUCUAUGAACUAGGAUCUGUUUGCCUGUGACGCCACACAGAGUGUUUGUACGUGUUUUCUGCUGUUUGGUCAGUUAUCUCAUGUGAGAGGUCACCAAAAAGAUGAAAAUUAAAGAUAAAAACUGAUAAAUUAUUUAAAAAGUGUUGUUGAUUACAGCUCUAAAUCAGCCUUUUUAUAAUGACUUUACAUAUCUACACUAAAAGUUUGUUGAUUAUUUAGGUAAAUCUAAAUUAUUUGAUCUUGGGACCUUUUUGAGGGAUGUUUUUUCUAGUUGAGCAGCUCUGACCUGUGAACUCUGCUUCUCUCUCUCUUUGUCUUUUUGUAAAUCCUCCCCACUCUGCUUCGUUUUCAUAUCAUGGUACUGUCUUCAUCACUUCAUCAGCACAGACAUACAGAAUACAGAAACACAUUCUGUAUGAUGGAUCCCUUUUAUCAAAAACCUUCUGUUGCUGCAGAUGUUCUUGUUCUUCAGUAAAUGGUGAGCUCUCAGAUUGUAGAAUAUGAAUAUAUAUAUAUCUAUGUUUUGAAGUCAACUUUAAUUAUUUAUUUUGUUACAAAUUCCAGAUGUUUGGUCACAGGCAGGCCUGCUUUCUCUUGCUUCUGUUGAGAUAAAAAGAAAACCGUUUGUUUUUUGUUUGACUUUACCACCACGUGCUUCCUCAGAGACUGCAUCAUCUUUCAGUUUGUGGCAGAAGAAGUGUUCUACUGUGGAUGAAUGUGUGUAACUGGCUCAGUGUUGAAUGUUAGUGUGCAGGACUUUAUUUCUGUACUUCAUGGAGCUCACUAGAACACAACACGUUCUUUUCUGACUGAUUAUUACAUUUUCUUUAAAUUUCUCAAAACUGAGAGCAUCUAUGAGGCCAUGACUUCCAUUGCACAGAUCAUAAAUUAACAUCACUCGUGCUUACUCAGCCUCUGCACUUUACAGAUGAAGAUUUUGCCCCCAAAUUAGUCUCAUUUCUUCUCAACAACAUGCUCUCAGUGUUACACAGACAAACCUCUUCAGAAACACGAUGUGAGAAUGUCAGAAUGUCACAUCAGUGUUGUUUAGUCAUGUCAUCAAGUGAAUGAGCUUUUUAAAGUCAUGGUGCAUUCAAACCCUGUUUAAACAAAGCAGGGUUCUGUUGUAUUAGUUAAUUUAAUACCCUGUCACAUGACAUUGCAGGAGAAUUUUCAGCUCUUUUCAGUUCCUACUCCUCCUUUUUGGAAGUGUAUAUUUACUGUACGAAAACACACACACACACACACACAAGAGAUGGGCUCCAUUGCUCUCAAUCAGUAAGCUGCUCUCGGUGCAUCUGUUCAGCUUUCCAUCACGUCUCCCAUUUUUACAAAUGCUCCUGCAGCGUGUGACCCAAUCCCUCUGUGUUUGAAAGACGUGAACAGAUCACUUCUGAGCAAAGGUACAGAGAACAUCUGACCAUUGCACUUUCACGAGGCACUCUCAGUGCCUUACACCUCAUCACCUGGAAACUGUAGCGAGGAGUGCGACUGCCUGGUUGACGUGAUGGCAGCUGAUGCAGUAUAGAGAUCGGCUGCAGGACGGGACCAGUCACUCCUCAUGUCUGUGAUAUGGAACCAGACUAUUCCAUCUUGUCUUAUGAUACAUUCUAUUUUAUCAAGGACGAUGACAUUAAGCUCCAUACUGGUGGUUUUUAAUGUUUGAGCCCAUAAACUACAAAUACACAGGUGUGAAGGCUGCUACAUGGAAGCUCUUUUAAACGCUGGAAAAGACUGUGUCGAUAUUUGUCCGUGGUUUUUCAGCAACAUUGCGUAUCGUUUCACUGGUUUUCGGCAGCUUACUUAACAGAGUUCAAUUUGCCUUUCAUGAAGAGCACUACUCAGUCAAUGAAAACAGAACAGGGGAGUUUCUUUCUGGAGUAUUAGAACAAGAAGGAUCUGAUGGUCUCGAGGCCUGUAUCGUAGCUGUGGACUUCAAGUCAGGAUGCUUCACUUUCUGCUGCUACAAACCUUUCCCUUUAGACCCCUGACUUUAUGGAAGUUCAGUGCCAAAUGAGUCAAGUACCUCUUCAAUGCUUGAAUGUUGGAACAUCCUUGAAUAAAAAUGGCAAGUGGGAGUCUGGAAGUCGCCCUAUGUAACUGCAACAGAUAUACCUGUCAUGCAUAGCAAAGGUUUGGACAUUUUUGAAACCAGCAGCUGUCUGUAAAGUAAAAAAUCCAUCAUAAAUCUCAUUAUACCUUUUGGAUAAUGUUCCUUAUAAAUGUUCAAUAUGUGCUAUUUGUAGUCCCAAAGGCUCAAUAUACAACACGCCAAACCACCAGUAUGGUCUUAAAAACUUGAGACUGAACAGAUCCUGAGUUGGAGGGAAACUUUGUUGUUUUUUACUUUCAAUUUCCUUCUUGGUCGUUACGAAUGCUGGAGGAGUUCAAAUGAAUUGAACCCACACUGCCUAUUCAGAUUCCCUGUUCAUUGAAACAGAAUGUAUUUGCUUUAAUCAUAAAUCAUACUUCAAAACCUUUAUUUUUUAAUUUAUCCAUUCUCAUUAUCAGCUGGAAGUGAAAGCGAUCAAAAGUGUUACUGUUUCAUUUUUUACAUACAGUCCUAAACGGCUUUCUGAGACACAAUAAAUGAGUUUGUAAUGGAUAUUUGCCUGUGCAUGUUGUUUGCAUCUUUUGACUGCUUCUGUGGAGCAGAUGGGUGUUUUUCACAGCUCGACUGUGUGUUUUCUUUUUUAUGUGUCUUUUUGUAUAUAAAUAUCUGUACACUGUGAA
Molecule: messenger RNA, 5100 nt
Organism: Notolabrus celidotus (New Zealand spotty)
Lineage: Eukaryota; Metazoa; Chordata; Actinopteri; Labriformes; Labridae
Gene: st3gal3b
Product: ST3 beta-galactoside alpha-2,3-sialyltransferase 3b
Exons: 13
Coding region: 394-1569 (391 amino acids)
Molecular function (GO): sialyltransferase activity
Source: RefSeq, a predicted model, not a curated record